Cercocebus atys (sooty mangabey) is the source of this 3061-nucleotide messenger RNA. RefSeq names its product zinc finger protein 816 (gene ZNF816). The record is from RefSeq and is a predicted model, not a curated record. Gene Ontology annotation, molecular function: DNA-binding transcription factor activity, RNA polymerase II-specific; RNA polymerase II cis-regulatory region sequence-specific DNA binding. Lineage: Eukaryota; Metazoa; Chordata; Mammalia; Primates; Cercopithecidae. The coding region runs from base 914 to 3007 and encodes 697 amino acids. The transcript has 4 exons. Gene Ontology annotation, biological process: regulation of transcription by RNA polymerase II.
CCCCGGCCCCCGGAGCUAAUACCUUCCUGUGAGGAGAAAUACCUGAGACCCCCAAGCUCAGCCAUCUUUCCGCUGCUGCUUCCUGAGUAGUUGGGACCUCAAGCUCCCAUUCCCGCACUCACAUCUCUGCUAUGUUUAAGCAACAGGUAGUGACCUCCCUCUUCCCUGGCCUGAGCCCUCCGGUCGGCACCCCAGGCGGUGGCCCUAGGGAAGUCUCUGGAGCUGAGCACAGGGUGGACUCUCCCACUCCAGUGAAUGGAGAAUAGAAAGGGAGAGGAUUUCUAUUCCGUUCUGUGGGCCGUCAGCAUGAAAUUGUACGUUUCGCUCAGGCAAGGCUUUGCAUUUCGCAUUCUAGUUUGCAUUCCUGCCCUAGACAGCUUCGAGGCUUUGGAAUUAAAUUGCUAAAAUUAAUUUCAAUAACAAGGAACUUUCCUGGAUCCAAUUACCGCCACACCGCCACUUCUCAGGGACGUACUAUUUCCCUGACUGCUGAGCUGCUCCAGCCUUACUGGUGGGUUUCACCUGCAAAACCCGGAAGACAGAGGCACGGAGAGUGAGAUGGAGGGAAGCUCAGGCCCCGCCCCUUUCCCGCCCCCGCUGACCCCUCACAGCCCAAGACUCUAUUCUCCCGCGCCAGGCCCCUUGUCUUUCGCGCCCCGCCCCGGCCUCGCCCAGGCCCCGCCCAUCUCUUGGGGGUCUUGCCCAGGUCAGGCUCCUGUCCUGCGCUGAUUGGCUCAGGCCCGGAAGCGGACAGCGAGGACUGAAAGUUGUACUGCGGUGUGUGUGCUUCCCGGUUCUCUGGUGCUGCUAUAGGAGGGACGUGGGGUCCCUACAGACCUGCAAAUUCCGGCCCGUCUUUCUCAACCCAGAGCAAAUUGAGACGUCCCGGUGAGAGUCCGAUUUCCAAAGACUCAUGUUACAUGAGGAAGCCACCAAGAAGAGCAAAGAAAAGGAUCCAGGGAUGGCUGUUCCUCAGGGAUGCUUGACUUUCAGGGAUGUGGCUAUAGAAUUCUCUUUCAUGGAGUGGAAAUGCCUGAACCCUGCGCAGAGGGCUUUAUACAGGGAAGUGAUGUUGGAGAACUACAGGAACCUGGAGUUUGUGGAUAGCUCUUUAAAAUCCAUGAUGGAGUUCUCAUCACAUGAGCACAGUAAUACAGGAGAAGGGUUCUACACAGGGACAUUGGAAAGACAUAAAAGUUAUCACAUUGGAGAUUUUUGCUUCCCAGAAAUCAAGAAAGAUAUUCAUCACUUUGAGUUUCAGUGGCAAGAAGUUGAAAGAAAUGGCCAUGAAGCACCUGUGACAGAAAAUAAAGAGUUGACAGGUAGUACAGACCAACAUACUCAAAGGCAUGCUGGAAACAAGCCUAUUAAAGAUCAGCUUGGAUCAAGCUUUCAUUCGCAUCUGCCUGAACUGUGCAUAUUUCAGACACAAGGGAAAAUUAGUAACCAAGUGGACAAGUCUGUCAGUGGUGCUUCCUCAGCUUCAACAUCCCAGAGAAUUUCUGGUAGGCUCAAAACUCAUAUUUCUAAUAAGUAUGGGAAGAAUUUCCUCCAUUCCUCAUUAUCCACACAGAUACAGGAAACAUGCGUGAGAGAAAAACCUUGCCAAAAUAAUGGGUGUGGCAAAGCUUUUAAUUAUAGCUCACUCUUAAGGAGACAUCACAUAACCCAUUCAAGAGAGAAACAAUGUAAAUGUGAUGUCUGUGGCAAGGUUUUUAAUCAGAAGCAAUACCUUGCAUGUCAUCGUAAAUGUCACACUGGUGAGAAAAUUUACAAGUGUAAUGAGUGUGAGAAGACCUUCACUCAGAUGUUAUCCCUUGUAUGCCAUCAUAGACUUCAUACUGGAGAGAAACCUUACAAGUAUAAUGAGUGUGGCAAGACGUUCAGUCAGAAGUCAUCCUUUAGAUGCCAUCGUAGACUUCAUACUGGAGAGAAACCUUACAAGUGUAAUGAGUGUGGCAAGACCUUUGGUCGACAUUCAGCCCUUGUAAUUCAUAAGGCAACACAUACCGGAGAGAAACCUUACAAGUGUAAUGAGUGUGGCAAGACCUUCCAUCAGAAGACAUCCCUUCAGUGCCAUCAUAGACUUCAUACUGGAGAGAAUGCUUACAAAUGUGAAGAAUGUGGCAAGGUUUACAUUCGCAGAUCACACCUUGAAAGACAUAGGAGAAUUCAUACUGGAGAGAAACCAUACAAAUGUAAGAUUUGUGACAAGGUUUUCCGGAGUGAUUCAUACCUUGCAGUACAUCAGAGAGUUCAUACUGGAGAGAAACCGUACAAGUGUAAUAAAUGUGGCAGGAGUUUCAGUCGGAAGUCAUCCCUUCAAUACCAUCAUACACUUCAUACUGGAGAGAAACCUUACACAUGUAAUGAAUGUGGCAAGGUUUUUAGUAGAAGAGAAAACCUUGCACAUCAUCAUAGAAUUCAUACUGGAGAGAAACCUUACAAAUGUAAAGAAUGUGACAGCGUUUUCAGUCGCAAAUCACACCUUGAAAGACAUAGGAGAAUUCACACUGGAGAGAAACCAUACAAAUGUAAGGUUUGUGACAAGGCUUUCCGGAGUGAUUCAUACCUUGCAAACCAUAUGAGAGUUCAUACUGGAGAGAAACCUUACAAGUGUAAUAAAUGUGGGAAGGUUUUUAAUCAAAAAGCACACCUUGCACAACAUCAGAGAGUUCAUACUGGAGAGAAACCUUACAAGUGUAAUGAAUGUGGCAAGGCUUUUAAUCAAAAAACAAGCCUUGCACAACAUCAGAGAGUUCAUACUGGAGAGAAACCUUACAAGUGUAAUGAAUGUGGCAAGGUUUUUAAUCAAAAAACAAACCUUGCAAAACAUCAGAUAGUUCAUACUGGCGAGAAACCUUACAAGUGUAAUGAAUGUGGCAAAGCCUUUACUAGGCAGUCAACACUUAUUCACCACCAAGCAAUCCAUGGUGUAGGGAAACUUUACAAAUAUAAUGAUUCUCACAAAGUCCUCAAUAAUGCUACAGUCAUUGCAAAUCAUUAGAGAAUCCAUAGUGAAGUGAGAUCUACAAAUGUAAUAAAUGUGGCAAAUUUUUCA